Molecule: messenger RNA, 4122 nt
Organism: Pocillopora verrucosa
Lineage: Eukaryota; Metazoa; Cnidaria; Anthozoa; Scleractinia; Pocilloporidae
Source: RefSeq, a predicted model, not a curated record
AUGAAAUUGUGGGUCGGGAUUGUGUUCUUGGUUGUGUACGCACAACUAGGAAUCAAUGCUCGGCCCAUUCCAAGAUUAAGACCACUAAUGAGUGAUGGAGAACUAGUGCACCAUGAAGAAGUCGUCAGGAGAGACAAUGAUGAUGAUGAAUCUAUCGAUAUUGAAGGUGAGUUAGAUGACGAUGAAGAAGCCGAGUGGAGAGACAACAACAAUAAGGACUUUAUCGAUAGUGACGGUGAGCCAGAAGACGAAGAGGAAGCUAAAUGGAGAGACGGUGAUGAUGAAUCUAGCGAAAGUGAGCCAAAUGAUGAUGCAGAAGCUGAGUGGAGAGAAAGUGAGGAUAAUGAUUCUAUCGAUAGUAAAGCUAAGCCCCAUGGAACAAAUCAUGCAUAUCACAAGCGCAAUGAAAAUGAUUCUAAUCCAACUAUUUUUGCUAAAGGUGAAGUAUACGACGAUGAAGAAGCCGAAAGGAUAGGCGAUAUUGAUGAUGACUCCAGCGAUAGUAAAGGUGAGUUGGAAGACGACGAAGAAGAUGAGUGGAGUGACCGUAUUGAUAACGAUUCUAUGGGUAGUGAAGGUGAGGCGGAUGGCAGUAAAGAAGCCGUGUGGAGAGACGGUGAUGAUCUUGAGUCUGUCGGUGGUGAAGUGAAAGGUGAGCUGGAUGACCAUCAAGAAGCCAAAUGGAGAGGCUCUGAGGACUAUGAAUCUAUUGAUAGUGAAGGUGAUCUGGAUGAUGAUAAAGAAGCCGAUUGGAGAGACAGUGAUGAUCUUGAAUCUAUCGACAAUAAAGGUGAACCCGAUAACGAUGAAGAUGUACAGUGGAGAGACGGUGAUAACGAUGACUCUAGCGAUAGUGAGGAUGAGUUGGAUGACGAUGAUGAAGAUGAGUGGAGGGACGCUGAUGAUAUUGAAUCUAUCGAUAGUGAAGGUGAGUUGGAUGACGAUGAUGAAGAUGAGUGGAGAGACGGUUAUGAUAGUGAAGGUGAGCCUGAUAACGUUGAAGAUGCAGAGUGGAGAGAGGGAGAUAAUGAUGAUUUCAUCGAUAGUGAGGGUGAGUUGGAUGACGAUGAUGAAGAUGAGUGGAGGGAUGGUGAUGAUAAUGAGUCUAUCGAUAGUGGAGGUGAGUUAGAUGACGAUGCAGAAGUCGAAUGGAGAGACGGUGGUGAUAAGAAAACUAUUGAUAGUGAAGGCGAGCCGGAUGAUUAUAAAGAAACCGAGUGGCGAGACGGUGAUGAUCUUAAAUCUAUCGAUAACGAAGGUGAACCCGAUCACGAUGAAGAUGCCGAGUGGAGAUUCAGUGAUAAUCAUGAUACCAGCGACAGUGAGGAUGAGUUGGAUGACGAUGAUGAAGAUGAGAGGAAGGACCAUGAUAAUAAUGAAUCUAUCGAUAGUGAAGGGGAGUUGGAUGACGAUGAUGAAGAUGAAUGGAGGGACGGUGAUGAUAGUGAAUCAAGCGAUAGUGAAGGCAAGCCGGAUGAUUAUAAAGAAGCCGAGUGGCGAGACGGUGAUGAUCUUGAAUCUAUCGAUAAGGAAGGUGAACCGGAUAACGUUGAAGAGGCAGAGAGGAGAGAGGGGGAUAAUGAUAAUCUCAGCGAUAGUGAGGGUGAGUUGGAUGACGAUGAUGAAGAUGAAUGGAGGGACGGUAAUGGUUAUGAAUAUAGCGAUAGUGAAGGCGAGCCGUAUGAUUAUAAAGAAGCCGAGUGGCGAGAAAAUGAUGAUCUUGAAUCUAUCGAUAAGGAAGGUAUGCCCCAUGAAUCAUAUUAUAAAAAUAUACAGCUUAACUACAACGACACUAAGGACUGUCUUUGUCUCAAAGGUGAACCCAAUCACGAUGCUAAAGAUGAGUUGGAUGACGAUGAUGAAGAUGAGUGGAGGGACGCUGAUGAUAAUGAAUCUAUCGAUAGUGAAGGUAGGCUCCGGGAAACUUGUCAUAGGGAUUCGCAACACAUUUACAAUGAUACUUAUUACCCUCUUUGUGCUAAAGGUGAGUUGGAUGACGAUGAUGAAGAUGAAUGGAGGGACGGUGAUGAUACUGAAUCAAGUGAUAGUGAAGGUAAGUUUUCUAAUGAUGAAGAAGAUGAGUGGAGAGACAGAGAUGAUCACGAAUCGAUCAAAAGUGAUGAUGAGUUGGAUGACGAUGAUGAAGAUGAGUGGAGGGACGCUGAUGAUAUUGAAUCUAUCGAUAGUGAAGGUGAGUUGGAUGACGAUGAUGAAGAUGAAUGGAGGGACGGUGAUGAUACUGAAUCAAGUGAUAGUGAUGGUAAGUUUUCUAAUGAUGAAGAAGAUGAGUGGAGAGACAGAGAUGAUCACGAAUCGAUCAAAAGUGAUGGUGAGUUGGAUGACGAUGAUGAAGAGUGGAGUGACGGUGAUGAUAAUGAGUCUAUCGAUAGUGAAGGCGAGCCUGAUGAUUAUAAAGAGGUUGAGUGGCGAGACGGUGAUGGUCUUAAGUCUAUCGAUAAUGAAGGUGAACCCGAUCACGAUGAAGAUGCAGAGUGGAGAUUCAGUGAUAAUCAUGAUACUAGCGAUAGUGAGGAUGAGUUGGAUGACGAUGAUGAAGAUGAGUGGAGGGACGCUGAUGAUAAUGAAUCUAUCGAUAGUGAAGGUGAGUUGGAUGACGAUGAUGAAGAUGAAUGGAGGGACGGUGAUGAUAGUGAAUCAAGCGAUAGUGAAGGUGAGUUGGAUGACGAUGAUGAAGAUGAGUGGAGGGAUGGUGAUGAUAAUGUUUCUAUCGAUAGUGAAGGUAAACCUCAUGAAACCUAUCAUUAUAGAUUUAAAGAAUAUUUAAAUGUUACUUAUAAGCCUCUUUGUGCUAAAGGUGAGCUGGAUGACGAUGACGAAGCCGGAAGAAGAGGCGGUAAUGAUGAAAAACAUAUUGAUAGUGAAGGUGAGCCCGAUAACGAUGAAGACGCAGGGUGGAGAUUCAGUUAUAAUCAUGAUACCAGCGACAGUGAGGGUAAGCCCCAUGAAACUUAUCAUGGGCAUUCAAAGCAGAAUGAAGAUGAUACUAACGACUCUCUUCGUGUUAAAGGUGAGUUGGAUGAGGAUGUGGAAGCUGAAUGGAGAGACUAUGAUGAUCAAAAAUCUAUUGAUAGUGAAGGUGGGUUGGAUGAUGAUAAUGAUGAUGAAUGGAGGGACGGUUAUGAUAUUGAAGCUAUCGAAAGUGAAGGUGAGCCCGAUAACGAUGAAGACGCAGAGUGGAGAUUCAGUGAUAAUCAUGAUACCAGCGACAGUGAGGGUAAGCCCCAUGAAACUUAUCAUGGAGAUUUAAAGCAGAAUGAAGAUGAUACUAACGACUCUCUUUGUGCUAAAGGUGAGUUGGAUGACGAUACAGAAGCCGAAUGGAGAGACGGUGAUGAUAAAAAAACUAUUGAUAGUGAAGGUGAGUUGGAUGACGAUGAUGAAGAUGAAUGGAAAAACGGUGAUGAUAAUAAAUCUAUCGAUAAUGAAGGUGAGUUGGAUUUCAAUGGAGAAGAUGAGUGGGGAGACGCUGAUGAUCUUGAAUCUGUCGAUAGUGGAGGUGAGCUGGAUGACGAUGAAGAAGCCGACUGGAGAGACAGUGAUGAUUAUGAAAAUAACGAUGAAGACGCAGAGUGGAGAUUCAGUGAUAAUGAUGAUGCCAGCGACAGUGAGGGUGAGUCGGAUGACGAUGUAGAAGCUGAAUGGAGAGACUAUGAUGAUCAAAAAUAUAUUAAUGGUGAAGGUAAGCUGGAUGACGAUGAAGAAGCCGACUGGAGAGACAGUGAUGAUUAUGAAUCUAUUGAUAGUGAAGGCGGGCUAGAUGAUGACAAAGAAGCCGACACUGAAGGUGAGAUGGAUGACGACGAGGAAACCCUGUGGUUAGGCGGCGAUGAUCUUGAAUCUGUCAAUAGUAAAGGUAAACUCCAAGAAGCCUAUCACGGAAAUUCACAGCAGAAUAAAAAUGAUACUUAUGACCUUCUUUAUACUAAAGGUGAGUUAGAUGACGAUGAAGGAGACGACUGGAGCGACGGUGAUGAUCUUGAAUCUAUCGAUGGUGGAGAUUAUUUCGCACAAACUGAAGAUACAGAGUGGAGUGACGAUGAUGGCGAAGAGGUUUCUGAAGGCUAUGGAGUUCGUGAUGAGGACUCAGAAAUUGCAUGGUGA